Molecule: messenger RNA, 4032 nt
Organism: Drosophila teissieri
Lineage: Eukaryota; Metazoa; Arthropoda; Insecta; Diptera; Drosophilidae
Product: chromatin modification-related protein eaf-1-like
Exons: 5
Coding region: 16-3954 (1312 amino acids)
Biological process (GO): lipid metabolic process
Source: RefSeq, a predicted model, not a curated record
CAAAGUUGUUUCAGAAUGCUGUUGGGAUUCCACUACGCAUUCGUCGCACUCUUGGCGAUAUUUCGAGUGAGAGCCAGCGAGGGAAUUCUCGAUAUAACCAAUCAAAUAAACAAUCUUAUAAGCGCUCCAAUACUUCCUGCGGUUGAUAGUUUAGUGAGCGUCUAUGGCGAUCCGCAAUCAACAAACGAUGGUAGAAAGUUGGGCGAACAAAGGGAAUCCAUUGCAGAGGAUAACCCGGAUUACUUAUUUAACCUGGAAAGCCAACUGAAGUUAAAGCUGCCAACUGUCAACAUUCAAAUAAUUCUUGACAAAGACCAGCCGGAGCCGAAGUCCAUUGGUGAUGUGAAAUAUUUUCUUGUAGAUCGUUUUACAAAUCGACUAUACAAUCCGGGUAUUACACUAAAGGAGCUUUUACGAAACUUCACCCCUUCUCAAAUACAACUAAUACGGAGUUCGACAACAUCAAGAACAGAUAUGCGAGAUUUGUAUAUGAAACUUCUUAGGAAUGCUUUGAGUCAAUCGAAUCGAAUUAAAUCCCAAUCGCAGGCUCGAGGCCAAGGACUGUAUCAAUCAUAUCAAAAAAAAGGAGCCAGAAGUACAACUACAUAUGAAGAAAAACUUCAAGGACUGGCUCAAUCACAACAACAGUCCGAGCUUAAACAAUCACUGAAUCAAACUAGAGUUCAGUUUCUGGAAGAUCAGAAUCAAGAAGAUCAAGCAUCUGAUGUUACGAACCAAGCACAAGCUCAAAAUUCAGAGCAGGCUCAAUCACUGAUUCAAGCUGAAGCUCUUAAUCAACGGCAGGCGCAAACGCAAUCUCAAUCACAGAGCCAAGGACAAGGACUAAGACUGGCUCAAUCACAGCUUACACAAGGGCAAUCCCAAUCGCAGGUUCAAGCUCAAUCACAAGCUGAGGCUAUAAAUCAAUCACCACAGUCAUCGGAAGAUACAUCAGAGGAUGAAGAGCAAGCACAAUCGCAAAUUCAAUCGCAGGCACAGGAACUACAAUCGCUAGUUCAAUCACAGGCACAGGAACAACAAUCGCAAGUUCAAUCACAGGCACAGGAACAACAAUCGCAAGUUCAAUCGCAGACACAGGAACAACAAUCGCAAGUUCAAUCGCAGACACAGGAACAACAAUCGCAAGUUCAAUCACAGGCACAGGAACAACAAUCGCAAGUUCAAUCACAGGCACAGGAACUACAAUCGCUAGUUCAAUCACAGGCACAGGAACAACAAUCGCAAGUUCAAUCGCAGACACAAGAACAACAAUCGCAAGUUCAAUCGCAGGCACAGGAACUACAAUCGCUGGUUCAAUCACAGGCACAGGAUCAACAAUCGCAAGUUCAAUCACAGGCACAGGAACUACAAUCGCUAGUUCAAUCACAGGCACAGGAACAACAAUCGCAAGUUCAAUCGCAGACACAGGAACAACAAUCGCAAGUUCAAUCGCAGACACAGGAACAACAAUCGCAAGUUCAAUCACAGGCACAGGAUCAACAAUCGCAAGUUCAAUCGCAGGCACAGGAUCUACAAUCGCUGGUUCAAUCACAGGCACAGGAACAACAAUCGCAAGUUCAAUCUCAGACACAGGAACAACAAUCGCUAGUUCAAGCAGGGGAUCAAGCAAAAGAGGACCCCGUAGACCAAUCACUUCAUCAAGCCCAAUCUGAAGUUCUAAGGCAAGUUCUGUCACAGACCAACAAUCAAUCACAGGCUCAAGCUCAAUCGCAAGCUGCAGUUGUCGAUGAGGCUCUGGAAGCGGCGCAUGAUCAAUAUCAAUCUGUGCCUCACUUACAAGGAAUAGCACUGCCUCCACCAGCACAGCAAUCGUUGCUUGAAGCACAGGGUCAAGCACGAGAAGACCCCGUAGAUCAAUCACUUCAUCAAGCCCAAAACGAAGUACUAAAGCAAGUUCUGUCACAGAAUAACUCUCAAUCACGGGCUCAAGCUCAAGCGCAAGCUCAAGCUCUCGAUCAGACGCUUGAACAAGCGCAUUUUCAAUAUCAAUCUGCGGCUCAAGCUCAAGGAACUCCACCUAUUCAACCAGUACAGCAACCACAACUUCAAGAAGAGGAUCAAUCUGAAGAUACCACUUCAGACGAAUUUCAGCCGUACGUUGCAUUAGCUGAUCAAUACGAAAAACAAGACCAAAUCGCUAAUGAAGCUUUCGAUCGAGCGGAGGGGCAACUUCAGCGGCAAUCUCAAUCAGAAUCUCAAGCUCAAUUACAAGCAGUGGAUAAUUCACUUCAUCUAGCUCAAGCUCAAGUGGAAGAGCAAGAGCAGUCAGGGGUUCAGUCUCAAUCAAACGUUCAACCUCUUGCUAUAAGUGAAACUUUGGGGCAAGCGCAUUCUCUACUUCCGCAGCCAUCUCAAUCGCAAUCUGAAGCUCAAGGUCUAGCCGCAUCUCUACCUCAAUCACCACAGCAACAACAACUUCAUGCUGAUGAUGAUUAUGUUGUGGACCAAUCACUAUAUCAAAAUGAGAAUCUAGCUCAAGAUUCCGUUGUGGACCAUUCACUACAUGAAGCCCAAGCUGAAAUACAAGAUCAACUUGAUUCACAGGCUCAAGCCUCUGGUCAUCCACUGGCUCAAUCACAGCAACACGCCCAAGCUCAAACAGUUGAAGCGCUUACACAAUCACUAACUCAAGCCCAUGCCCAAAUCCAAGGGCAAGAUCAAUCACAAUCACAAUCACAGACUUCAUCGAAUUCAGAAGUUCUCUUCCAAAGGGUCGGGCGGUCGCAAUCAAAACUUAAAUCGCAAGUAGAAAGUUCGCAGGGUCCCAAGUCUGAUGAUGUCCUUUAUUCAGGAAUUCAAGCGAGAUACCAAUACAUUUCUGAAGCGGAAAUCAAUAUUGUCGCCAAGUUGGAGACGCCGAAACUGAUCCAAAAAUACGGAAUUCAAGUGGAGACCCACUUCGCAUUCACUUCCGAUGGUUACAAACUCUGCCUACAUCGAAUUCCGCGACCUGGAGCCAUACCCGUCCUGUUGGUCCAUGGCCUGAUGGCCAGCUCGGCCACUUGGGUGCAGUUCGGACCUUCUCAGGGUCUCGCCUACAUCCUCUCCCAAAGCGGGUACGACGUCUGGAUGCUGAACACCAGGGGCAACAUCUACUCCGAGGAGCGCCAGGCCGGUCGCCAGGAGGACCGGGACUUCUGGGACUUCUCCUUCCACGAGAUCGGGCAGUACGAUCUCCCUGCAGCCAUCGACUUGAUUCUGCUGCAGACCAAGAUGGCGCGCAUCCAGUACAUUGGUCACUCCCAGGGAUCCACAGCCUUCUUUGUGAUGUGCAGUGAAAGGCCCGAGUACGCCGCCAAGAUCUCGUUGAUGCAGUCCCUCUCGCCAACAGUUUAUAUGGAAGGAACACGCAGCCCAGCACUCAAAUUCAUAGGAAUCCUUCAGGGUGGCUUCACAAUGCUGCUGAAUUUGCUAGGCGGCCACAAGAUCUCCCUGGAGAACAAGAUCAUUACCAUGUUUCGUGAGAACAUCUGUGACAAGCUUAUUCCCAGUCGCAUUUGCGCCAUCUUUGAAUUCGUGGUCUGCGGAUUUAACUUCAACAGCUUUAAUAUGACACUGUCCCCCAUUUUGGAAGGUCACGCUUCGCAGGGAGCCUCCGCCAAGCAGAUCUAUCACUUCGCCCAGAUGCAGGGCAAGUCUGUUUUCCAAAAAUUCGAUUACGGGCUCAUUCUGAAUAAGAUCCGAUACAACUCCAUCCUGCCACCACUGUACAACCUUUCACUGGCUUUGUCCAAGGUGGCCCUUCACCGCGGAGAUGGCGACUGGUUGGGAUCCGAAUCGGAUGUCUCUCGACUCGAGCGAAGCCUGCCCAACUGCAUAGAGAACAGGAACAUUGGCUUCAAAGGAUUCUCUCACUUCGACUUCACGAUCUCGAAGGACGUGCGACCCUUGGUGUACGAUCGCGUAAUCAAUCUGUGCGGUGCGAACCGUUAAAUGCUGGAAAACUAAUUGUACUUUUAGUUUACAAAUGAAAUAUUAGCAAAGCAAUUAUCCGAUUUGCUUAGCACAGAA